AGCUGCAAAUGCAAAAUUAGCAUUUACACAGCAAAGAGAAAGACUAAAUUUUUGGUAGUAAAUGAGUGGCACGUAAAUUAUUGGCAUUAAUUAAAAAAUACGGUUUUCUUGACUUUAUUUAUUCGAUCUUUCAUAAUAUUUUAAGUGAAAAAAAAGUCUUAAUUUUUAUAUACGAGCUUUGCUGGCCUGGAUUAUUGACGUUUUGUGAGUCGGGAAUAGGCUUCUGAAUGCUGUUUGUGUCGGUCUGUUGGGUGUGCGGUGUUACGAAUAUUUAUUAAAAAUAAUAAUUUAAAUACUUAAUUAAUAAUUGUGAUAAGUGCCAAAUUGUGUAUAAUAUUUUAUAUUUAAAAUGUGGUGCAAAUUAGCACUGAUGUGGCAAACCGGAUUGCACCAAGUUGGUGAAAACGUGACUCUGUUUUAAGAUGGGCGAGCGCGCGCGGCGAGCGAGCGGCCGCGCGGCGUCGGGUGACACGCGUUGCACGACGCUUGCGCCAUACACCGGGUUCUCACUUGUAACACUGGAUUGAAGCGGCCGUACCGGGCUAGUAUGGAGGAGUGCAAGAAACGAGCACAAGGCACUAAAGUUUCUAAAAUUGCAAAUAUUUUUCAAGGAAUGCCGUCAAGAGACGACGACGACAUGCGCGGAAGUGAUGUGACAGUGGUUCGAACUGAAAGCCAUUUGGCGAGGUUUAAUAAUGCUAGAGCUUUAUUUGAAAAAUUAGGUGAAGAAAAUCGUAAUUUUCGAAUUGAAAAGUCGCCUUCUGCGGCAGCUAGUUUUGCGGGAACAAGAGGCUUACCGGUGGUUCCUUCGCGCUCCCGUUCAAGUUCAGCGGGCUCGGUGAGUCCGACUCGGAACAAUGCCACUCCAACAUCCACUCUCGCACCAGCUGUUAAUGGCGAUCGCUUAUCUAAUGGUGCUACUCAACAGCCUCUACAGAAACCAGUUAAACCGAGUGUUCUUCCUAAACCUGAGAAGCCAGAUAGAAGGUUUAAUAAAGAACUGAUUGAGAAACAGAGAAACUGGACGGCCCAUUUUAAUAAGUCACGACCGACAAGAUAUGAACAAGAACAAAGAUUGGAUUAUAAAACAAAUGUUGGUUAUCAAGACAGAAAAUCGCCAGAAGUUGCAGACAGACAUGUUCCGUCACGAGUUUACUCACCACCUCUUUCCCCUGGUGCCGGUGAUUCUCAUAUAGAGCGUCCUAGUACUCUUCCUUGUGUAGUUAAUCGAGGUAUACAUGUUGCGAAGUCCCCUAGUCCUGUAAAAAAUGUCGCUCCUGUAUUACCUUCGCCUAGAUCUAAUAAUAUUUCACCUACAAUAAGAUCGGACAUAAUAUGUUCACCAACAACAAAAAAAGAUAAUUCUAGUUCACCUCAAACACCCCAAAAGACAGAAUUGAUGGAAAGGAAAUGUGUAGAAAGAUCUUCUAUUUCGCUGGAAUUUGAAAAAAGAAAAAUAGACACAAUAGAUGAAUUUGUUUCAAGGACUGAAAUUAAUUUACAAAAUUCUAAAGCUACAGAAGCCCCCAAAGUGGUAAUGUCAUCUUCAAUUACACCGGAUAUGAAUGUCGAUACAAGUCCAAAGUAUUCUAAAAUACCACCAUCGCCACCGAUUCGUGCUCCAAAAUCACCACCACCACCGAUACCUGAAGAAACAAAAAUACUAAGUGAUACUUCUAAAUCUGAAGAAACUGAAAGUAGAACCGUUUUAGAGAUAGGAAAAGAUGAUAUUGAUAUGUCACAGAAUAUUUUGAAACCUUCGUGUAUACCUUCAUUUAUAGAAGAAGUAAUAACGAAGAAUGACUUUAAUGAUACUGAAAAUUCUGUAAUAGUUUCACCCGACGUAUGUGAUAUUUUGUUGAGAUCACCUGCAAAGAGUCAAGAAGAGGAUGUUUUUGAAACGUUGUGUGGUGAACUUUGUAGUGGUGAUUGGAACGAAAAACGUAAACGUCGAUCUUCGACGCCCGAGUCGCCUAUCCAUGCAACUCAAGCCGACGACACACCUGGGUCUCCUCUUGUGACGCCGUUAGCCUCUCCAGUGCAUAGUCUACCGUAUUCUUCAUCUCCGGCGCCUGCUUCUCCAUCACAAGUGGGCGGAGAUCGCAAGUCAUCGGAGACGGAGGAGGUGGCGAGUCGCGUUCGCUCGCGCACUUCGAGCGUGUCCGACGAGGGUGGAUUCAACGAACCCUCGCCGGAAGUGGUAGCACGGCUAAAGCCUGCCGACUAUCGCGACCCGCAACCGCCGCUCACCAGCGACAUACGGGACGCGGAGCGCGCUAGAUCCGAUCCCGAUACGCUUUCCGUGCUGCAGCAGGACUCUGGUGUAGUGGUAAGCGAGGCGAGUCAGGGCUCCAUAGAGGUGCUCGAUAAGUCGACCACCAGCCAAUGGAGCGUGUCGGAGGAGGGCCCCGGCGAGGCGCGCGGCGACGAGGACAAGCAGCCCGACAGCAUGACGCCCGACGAGGCUGAGAUACUCUUGAGCUCCAGUAUUCUGGAGAAAAAACUUAGGCAAGAAGCUCUGCUGUCAGACGAGCAAGCGCAGGAGAUUGUGGCCAUGCUCUCUCCGCACGCGUUGCCGCACGACAACGGCGUCUCGCUCAACGACAGCUACCAGUCUGUGCUCUCCUACGAGAGCAUGCAGUCAGUGGAUGAGAGCUACGAGUUUGUGUCUCUGGAGGCAGACACGGGUGCGGGCGGAGACGCGCGGCCGCUCGAGCCGGAGCCGGAGCCCGAGCCCGAGCGCGAGCCCGAACCCGAGCCGCAGCCCGAGCCCGAGCCCGCCACCGUCUUUGAGCACUAUCCGCCGCGCGCAUUGCGCGAGCUCGCUGAGGAGAACGGCAUCCAUUACUUCGAAGACGGACACUUUUAUACCGAGGUCGCCGGUCUUCCACCAAUCGAAGAAGAUGACGACGACGACUACUACCCACCGGUAUUCGUCAAGAGAAACACUAGAGUUAAAUUCAGCACGGACCCCAUGCGCGUGUUCUCGACGCACUCGGUGCGCGAGUACGACCGGCGCAACGAGGACGUGGACCCCGUGGCCGCCUCCGCCGAGUACGAGCUGGAGAAGCGCGUCGAGAAGAUGCACGUCUUCCCCGUGGACCUCAUCAAGGGAGCAGACGGACUCGGACUCUCCAUUAUCGGCAUGGGAGUGGGAGCAGACGCUGGACUUGAAAAAUUGGGCAUCUUCGUGAAGACGAUCACAGAGAGCGGAGCGGCCGCGCGCGACGGACGCAUACAGGUCAACGACCAGAUCAUAGAGGUGGACGGGAAGAGUCUCGUGGGCGUAACACAAGCUUACGCGGCGUCUGUCCUUCGUAACACUUCGGGUCCCGUUAAGUUCCUCAUCGGACGAGAGAAGGAUCCCGAGAACAGCGAAGUGGCUCAUCUUAUACGACAGUCACUUGCCGCGGACAAAGAGAGGGAAGAAAGAUCUGCUCGCGAGCGACAGCGACGUCAGCAGACAGAGGAGGAGAGCAGCCCGCCCGCUGUCGACGCGCGACAUCCCGAUAUCACCGAGCUGCGCGCGCUGCUCAACGAGGUAGUGGGUAUGGAAGCGGGUGGCGGCAGCAGCACCGAGAUCAGCUCCCGUGUACGCGACUGGUGCGCGACGCGCGCCCCUCAAGACAGCCUGCGCCGCGCCAUCGCCUCCGCCGCCGACACCGCGCAGCGAGCGCACCGCAAGUACGAAAAGGCGAGACGCGCUCUCCGCGAGUGGCGCCGCACGCGCGCCAUGGUGCGCGCGCGCGAGGAGUGGUGGAGCGGCGCGCUGCGGGACGCGCACCGCGAGUACGCCGCCGCGCUGUCCGCGCUGCACGACCGCGUCGCGCGCCUCGAGGUGCUGCUGCUGGAGACUCAAAAGAAAGCGGGUCUGCCAGUUAUGCUGCCUCACGAACCGUCGGCUCGCCGUGAAACGCCGCCGCUCCCACGCCGGCCAGAUCCAGAUCCACUACUGAUUAAUGAUCCUUGGAGUUCCGAUAGCGAUCUAUCCGAUCUAUCUCCAGUAGAAGAUGAGUACGCAAAAGUCGACAAGUCAGAUAAAAAGCAACGCGAGGCGCCUGACAUCGGAGACGUUACGGCGAUCACAGCAAGCGUCGUCAAACCACAAGCCAUCGUCACUACGAGCUCCGUAACUUCGUAUGCUAAUGUUGUCUCAACUACUUCAUACGCUAACGUGACCACUUCGUCGUACGUUAACGUGACUACGAGUAACAUCCCGUCGACAGCGGCCGUCGCCCCACCGUCGAAUUCUAUAAGCCAUAUUACCGCUACAACGGUUGCGCCCGCUCCAGCUAUUGUAACGGAUACUUUGAGCGGAACAAACGCAACGGGGGCGAGUGGCGGAACCGGCGGCGGGACAGGCGGCGGGGCGGGCGGCGAGGCGGUGACGUCCCGCGAGCUGGACGCGGCCGUCCCGCGCGGCGCGCUGCUGGACACGUCGGCGCACCGCGCGCGCACGGACCUGGCGCGCCACCGCCACCACGCGCCGCUCUCGCACUCCACGCACUCGCCGCACUCGCUCAGCAACGCGAGCUCCUACGACGGCUUAGAUGACUCAUACAACGACUCUGCCGACGAAUCGCUGAGUGAAUCCACGUCGGGAGCCCCCACACACACCUCCCACCACACUCGCGAGCGUCAGAGUUGCGGCAGCUCGAUCGGCAGCGCCACCGACGACGCGGUGUACGCGCGCGACCCGCGCCUGCACCCGCUGUCAGGUCCGCCCGCGUCGCUGGCGGAGCAGCUGAAGCAGGUGCUGGCGGAGCGCGAGCGGCGCCUGGCGGCCGGCAGCUCGCCGCAGCCCGACGCCGUGCAGCUCACCAACGACCUCGUGGACGAGAUCCGCCAGGCCGUCAGCGAGGCCAACGCCAGAGUGAAGAAAGCUCCGGCUUGUGUAGUCGGCGGCGAGGUGCCGUGGCAGCCGCUGUCGGCGUGCGCGUCCGAGGCCAGCCUGUCGCCCGCGCACGCGCCGCACGCCGCCGCGCCCGCGCUCGCCGCGCCGCCGCACCCCGUCAACCUCUGGACCAAGCAGCAGGUAUGGCAGUGGGUGUCGGGCCUGGGCGAGGGGCUGGAGCGGUAUGCGGGCGCGUUCGCGACGCGCGGCGUGGACGGCGCGCUGCUGCUGUCGCUCAGCUCGGCCGACCUCAAGCUGCUGGGCCUGCCGGGCGACGAGCGCCGCCGCAUGAAGCGCCGCCUUAAGGACCUGCGCGCCAAACACGAGAAGCACCUCAAGGCGGUCAAGAAGGCUGAGAAGAAGGCCCGCAAGAAGUAGUGCGCCACCUCCCUCCCCCUCCCGCGAAGCGCGCCCGCCCGCCAAAGAGAGCCUCGGUUCACGUAAAGGACACGUCCGUCGUCUAGUCUUUAGGUUUUUAAAUUUUGUCUUUCGCUACUUCGCAUCUCUUGCCUCUUUUAUUUAUGUAAUUGACUCGUUCUUAUGACAGCUACGUUUCUUCCUUUCAUUCGUGUCCGCUUUAUGUGAACCGUCUCCCCAUCGAAUGUAUUACUGUUUACCACUGAUCGUAAAUUAGGUAUGUAGGGCCAUACUUAAAAUAUUAUGGUAUGUGAACUUAAAGAAAAUAGGGUUUCUUUUGUGUUUUGUAUUGAAGUGAAAUGAAAAGGUGUUAUACGAUAUGAGUUUAGAUGUAUGUAUGUAGUAUCGUAUGAUGUAUUCAAAAAGUCGAUAGUCAGAUAUCCAUUUUGGACGAUACUGAUGUUGCGAUUAACGAAUUUGCCAGAUGUUGGACUAUAGUAAUAUUUAAGUGCGAUACUGGACUAUUUUAUUUCGUUCAUUAUAAAUACUGAAUUAUACUCAGUAUGUUUGUGGGUAAAGCUGCCUGAUAGCAUAGAGUGCCAUCUGACGUAGCUUUUAGUCGGUAGAGACGAUCUUAGACGAUAGCUUCGAACGAAGAAUCGAAUCGUGUUGGUCGAAACAUAGAUUAAAUAUAAUUAACAAAUAUGAAAUAGAUCGAUCCAAUUGACGAUAUAAUAAAUACUACCAAAGUGAAAUAAAUAUAAGUAAUAUAUUUUCAAUGCUACAAUUCUUCGUUGUUCCUACAUUUUAUAUUAAAUGUCUAUAAUUCUGAGUUUAGUGUGUGUUGAUGGAUUGUCUGAAAAUACUGGCUCAAUCUAGUCAUAAGAUCAAUUUGUAAGCUAUUCGGACUUAUGAACUACUACUAAAACUUUUUUCUCCGGAAUUUUUCAAUUUUUAGGAUAAAUUGUAACUUCGAAGUGUAAUAAUUUAGGAUCUAUGUAUUAAUAAAAUGAUAACAUUGCGAUAGUCGUCUUAAGUCAAUAUUCAGAAAUUUACAAGUUGAUUUUGGUAAUGGCAUUUAUUUAUAAAUUAUACUGCACAAAAUGUACUUAGGUGAAUAAUUAUUCGUAUAUAUCCCAUGUAUUUGUGUAUUAAAAUAUUAGUAUCGAGCAUUCACUAUUGUGUGAUCUCAUGAUGUAAGAGGAUAUCCACAUCUUUUACAGCAAUAAUAAUUACAGUAUUUAUUAGACGAGCUGCCUACAUCCCAGUUCCUGUUAUAACAAUCUAAAUGAUUUAUAUUACAUUCCAAUGACUUUCUCUCAAUAUAGUUAUUUCAUUGUGUGUUAAAUGAUUUUAGACAAGCUUUAUAGUUUUCUUAGGCGACAUUACUAGGAUUUUCUAAGUGUUAAUCUGUCUGUGUAUCCUUAGACGAGUUUGGUUCUGUAGCUACAUUUACCGUGUAUAUAUAGUCUCGAAGCGGACUGACUGGAGACUAAUGCAUGUUUGUUGUGUUCGUAUGACUGAAUAUACAUCAUACAUUUAGAUUAUUUAUUUCGAUUAAGAUUUAACAAUUAAUAUAAGUAGAACUCCAUUAACUAUUGCCAAAAUUGAUGAGUACUUUUUUUUAUAUUUGUUGAUUUUUUUAAUUUACUUUCAUUUAAAUUAUUUUAAUAUUUAUUUUGGGACCAAAUUAAUUUAUUAUAA
Molecule: messenger RNA, 6955 nt
Organism: Vanessa atalanta (red admiral)
Lineage: Eukaryota; Metazoa; Arthropoda; Insecta; Lepidoptera; Nymphalidae
Gene: Spn
Exons: 23
Coding region: 548-5272 (1574 amino acids)
Biological process (GO): actin filament organization; calcium-mediated signaling; neuron projection development
Cellular component (GO): actin cytoskeleton; cytoplasm; postsynaptic density
Molecular function (GO): actin filament binding
Source: RefSeq, a predicted model, not a curated record